GUGCGAGUAACCCAGUACCUCCGAGCUUUUUUUUGAUUCCUGACAAAUCCGACGGUAAAACGAAACUUACGAACGACGGGAUACUAUACACUUUCGUCUCCUCUUCCGUUCACCUCACCUAACUUCUCCUCCUCAUCCUCACGAAAGAAGAAAAAGCACAGCUCCAAAAAUGACCAACAUCAAAGUCGUCCCUGCGUCCGCACCGACGAGUCCUGCGCCUGAAAACGUCGUAGUCCAGCAAUCACCCAGCGGCCCGAAACCCUGCUGCGUCUGUAAGGACGAGAAAGCCGCGCGCGACGAGUGCUUCCUCUUCAGCGACAAGGGCGGCGAAGUGGAGUGUGUGGACAAGAUCGACGCGUACAAGAAGUGCAUGGCCGGGUUUGGGUUCAAGAUCUAAGCACUGGCAUGAGGAGAGGACGGACGGACGGACGCAUAGAAUAGACGAUGCACGCCCACAGAUUGAUUUUCUGGGAUGCUGUAAAGUAGAGAGUAAUGUACAAUA
Molecule: messenger RNA, 502 nt
Organism: Tricharina praecox
Lineage: Eukaryota; Fungi; Ascomycota; Pezizomycetes; Pezizales; Pyronemataceae
Product: cytochrome C oxidase copper chaperone-domain-containing protein
Exons: 4
Coding region: 170-397 (75 amino acids)
Biological process (GO): mitochondrial respiratory chain complex IV assembly
Cellular component (GO): mitochondrial intermembrane space
Molecular function (GO): copper ion binding; copper chaperone activity
Source: RefSeq, a predicted model, not a curated record